AUGUUUAAAAGAAAACAGAGUCACACUUUCUUAAACUUUUUUAAAAAAUUUUUUUUUUCUGAAUUUAUAAAUAAAGAGAAUGAUAAAAUAACAGGAAAUGUAGUAAAAUUUGAUAAAAGAAAAGGAUAUGGUUUUAUAAAACCCAAUGAUGGAGGGCCUGAUGUUUUUGUUCAUUACUCUGAUAUUUGUCACAAUAGAAGUUAUGCUAUUACAAGUAAAGAAAAAAACAAAUUAACAUGGAAUUCAAACAUGAAUUUAAGGAAUAACAAAGAUGAUUUAAAUUUUGAAAAUGAUUAUAAAAAAGAGCAGGAAAUUAAAAAGGAAUUUAAAUACUUAAUACCAGGUGAAAGAGUCAAAUUUUCAGUAAUAUAUGAUGAAAAAAGUCAUUCUAGUAAAGCAAUAAACGUUGAAUAUCUUGAUUAA
Plasmodium gallinaceum is the source of this 423-nucleotide messenger RNA. Its product is annotated as cold-shock protein, putative. The transcript is spliced from 3 exons. Gene Ontology annotation, cellular component: cytoplasm. Lineage: Eukaryota; Apicomplexa; Aconoidasida; Haemosporida; Plasmodiidae. Gene Ontology annotation, biological process: regulation of mRNA stability. Gene Ontology annotation, molecular function: mRNA 3'-UTR binding. Bases 1 to 423 code for a protein of 140 amino acids. The record is from RefSeq and is a predicted model, not a curated record.